This is a messenger RNA of Aricia agestis (brown argus), 2090 nucleotides long. It is a transcript of the gene DEF8, whose product is annotated as differentially expressed in FDCP 8 homolog. The transcript has a single exon. NCBI's taxonomy places the organism in Eukaryota, Metazoa, Arthropoda, Insecta, Lepidoptera, Lycaenidae. The record is from RefSeq and is a predicted model, not a curated record. Bases 197 to 1528 code for a protein of 443 amino acids.
AUACAAUCAAAAAAUUAUUACGAAAACAUUACUCAUCAAUCAUACAAUUUAUUUAGUUCAAAACAAAGAAAAUCAUGUACAUAUAUAGUGCACGAGAAUAAAGUGUGAUAUACAAUAAUUCUGCGUAAUAGGCUGUACAGAUGAAAAACAACGAAACAAAUAUCUGCCAGUGAGUGUAGUGCUAAUUACCGUGUAAAUGACGAUGGCCUCGGCCUUAGCAAAUGAUUCUCCCAAAUAUCGAAGCAGCUUAAUAUGCUGCAGCCCACUAAGUGCUGAUGUGACGUCACGGUCGUCUUCCUCAACAUCGGGGUGUGUAUCGGCAGACGAAAGCUGCGACUCGAACUAUAUACCAAAGUCGAUCGCCAAUAAGAAACUAAAAAUUCACAGCUCAGCCACCAGAGAAGAAAUUGAAAGAGCCAUAAACCAAUGUAAAGAUAUCGUUUUAAGUUCCCCGCAGUGUUCAGAUGAGAGAAAAUGGUUGGUACGCUAUUUAGUAGAAUUGAGACUGCGCUUAGAAGAUAUCAAGGAUGAAGAUGGAGGAAUUAGGGAACGGGUGGCGAUCAAAGGUCAUCAUUUCGAGCAGCAGACUAGUGUCGCUAAUAGAAAACAGUAUUGCGAUCAUUGUAGUGGAGUUAUCUGGAGCAUCGUUCAAAACUCAUACAUCUGCACUGACUGUGGAUAUGUAUGUCAUUAUAAAUGUAUAGAUGAUGUGUGUAGAGUGUGCGCUCAUGUGGUUAUGACAGAAAAGGGACACUUUGAAAUGGGUAUAUGCCCAGAAAAAGGUUUGGCUGCUCAAGAUUAUAAGUGUGCCGAAUGCAGCACAGCUCUGACAUUUAAGGAUACCUGGAAUGAGCCAAGGCUGUGUGAUUAUACUGGAUUAUACUUCUGCACAACCUGUCACUGGAAUGAUCUGUCUGCCAUCCCAGCCAGGGUUGUUCACAACUGGGACUGGGAAAAGAGAUACAUAUCUCGUAUAGCAUACCAGAUGUUGACAUUGUCCUGGUCUCGACCGUAUAUUGAUGUAGAAAACACUAACAAUAGACUGUUUAAGUUCAUAGCCGAGUUGGAGUGGGUUCAUAAAAUGAGAAAAGAUUUGGAAUGGAUGCGAAGAUACCUCUGCGCUUGUGCUGAAGGAUCUUCCCUGUUGUCCCCUUUAUUUGUUCAACUCGGUGAUGUUAAUAAAAAAUACAGUAUGGCACAUUUACAAGCCAUCAAUGAUGGUAGCUUAGAAUCUGAAUUAACUGAACUGACUGAAUCUUGCAGGAGUCAUAUCACUGGAUGUGCUCGGUGCUCCGGAAAAGGCUAUCUGUGUGAAAUUUGUGGUAACAAUGAGGUGCUGUACCCAUUUGACAGUGGUGCCAUAAUGUGUGACAAAUGCAAUAAUAUGUAUCAUAGAAGCUGCUGGUUGAGGAAGGGGCAGAAUUGUUUGAAGUGUUGGAGGCUGAAUGAGAGGAAGAAAAACACUCCAACCACUUCAGAUGUUGUGGACACAAAUUCUGUAUAUGAUAUUGACAAAUUUGUUGACUAAUUUUUUGAUUAUUGUUAUUAUUUUGUACAAUUUUGAUAUGCUUUCAAAUAUAGUUGUUUGUGUAUUUACUAUUUAGUAUGAUGUGGCUUGAUAAAAUAGAACAAAACUUCUAACAAUAUUUAAUAGACAUAAUUAAAAAUGUAUUGUAAAUUCAUUGUAUAUAAGCACUUAUUUAAAAAUUGCGAGAUUUAUAGCUUUAAAGCUAACUUGGGUAUUUUUACUGUGAUUUUGAAUGAUAAUAAGAUUACAUAAAUUAAUGUUCUAAAAGAUGGUAACCCAGUUUAUUCCUUUAGUAUGACAAACAUAAUAUUAUGAUGUAGACUUUACCUUAACAUAAAAAUUUGAGAGGACAAAAUAUGGAUUGAACUAAGAAUACUUAUUGACUCAAAGCAAUAAUGUUAUAUUUAAUCUGUUUCACUUAUUUAUGAAAAUUUCACUUGCUAAGUGUUGGUGCUUAAUGUGAGAGGCCUCAAUAAGUGUAAAAGCUGGGCAUAAAAUAUGUAAAACAGUCUUUAUCAAUUCAUUACUUUUGGUUGUAAUAAAAUAUACUGUUUUAAACAUG